This is a messenger RNA of Scleropages formosus (Asian bonytongue), 2005 nucleotides long. It is a transcript of the gene marveld2b, whose product is annotated as MARVEL domain containing 2b. The record is from RefSeq and is a predicted model, not a curated record. The transcript is spliced from 7 exons. NCBI's taxonomy places the organism in Eukaryota, Metazoa, Chordata, Actinopteri, Osteoglossiformes, Osteoglossidae. Gene Ontology annotation, cellular component: apical plasma membrane; bicellular tight junction; cytoplasmic vesicle. Bases 93 to 1802 code for a protein of 569 amino acids. Gene Ontology annotation, biological process: bicellular tight junction assembly.
GACGACAACAGGAGGACAGGUGAGCUGCCCGAUACCUGGGGGAGUAUCGAUGUAUGUAGAAAGGACAAAAAGCGGGGCUGAAAGCAAACCACAUGUCUUCUGGUUGCGGCUCCUCUGCCCGCUUUGACCGGAUUCGAGACGUGCGCUGUGUUGCCGAGGUUCCCGAGAUCCAGUUCGAGAGAGAAGUGGGCCCUGUUCCUCGAGAGGAGGUGGGACGUGCUGAGCAGACACUUGGCUCCAACCCCAUAGCUGCCCUUUCCUUCCCGGCACACUACCCUGUGGGGCCUGAGUUUUACCCCAGUGACAGCGAGGAGAGCCUCCAUGUGACCGAGGAACAUUCAGUUUGCCGCUCAAUUCCUGGCUCCGUGAGGGAGUUUUUCCAGCGCACAGACAGAAGAAGCAAACGGGGGUCCACGGAGAGAAGAAGCAAACAGGGCUCCGCUCCCGUGUCACAAAGCAACAUCUCCAGCCGCAACGCCACUUCCUCUGUCUUCCAGCAGCCCAAGCGCACGAUGUCGGAGGGCAGCGACAAUUUCCGCAAGGAGCACGAGGCCACGCUGUUUGACGAGCCGGUGCGCUCCGUUGACGGACGCACGUUCCACACAGCUCUGACGUACGAGGAGAGAAUGGCUGUUUAUCAGCAACAUUACGGCUACAUGAAGACAUGGGCUGGAAUGCUACGCAUCCUGGGAUGCGUCCAACUGCUGUUUGGGGCAGCCGUCUUCGCCUGUGCCUGUGCGUACGUGUACAAGGACAAUGAGUGGUACACCAUGUUUGGCAACACCCAGCCGCAGGCGUACGGGGGAUACUUGUCUGGCAUGGGCAGCAUGGGCAGUAUGGGCAGUAUGGGUGGCAUGGGCAGCUACGGGGGCAGCGGCUUUGGUGGGAUCUACUACACGGGACCCCAGACUCCAUUCGUGCUGGUGGUGGCGGGGUUAGCGUGGGUGGUCACUGUGAUCCUGCUCGUCCUGGGAAUGACCAUGCACUACCGCACUGUCCUGCUCAACUCGGCCUGGUGGCCAAUCAUGGAGUUUUUCACCAACCUCGUCCUGGCCGUGCUGUACUUAGCAGCGGCCAUUGUGUAUGUGAGGGACACUCGCCGCGGGGGUCUGUGCGACUACCCGACCUUCAACGUUGGCAUCAGUGGCGGCUUUUGCCAGACCGAGCCUGGCCAGACGGCUGCCAUUGUGUUCCUCUUCGUGACUUUUCUGCUUUAUGUGGCCAGUGCUGUCGUGUGCAUCAAGCUGCAGAGGCAUGAAGCGGCCCGUAUGCGCCGCGAGCGCAGCGGUCAAGAGAUGAAAAUGGCUGGAUAUUCUGUUCCAACACUCAUGAAUUAUGGUGAUUUGAGGGCUCCACCACCAAAGGAGGCAGAAGUCACAAGAAUUCAGCCAGAGGUUUCAGAUGGACAUCUCCCUUCAGGACCUUUUCCCGAACCUGUGUUCAUUCCUGACUAUACUGAGAAGUAUCCGUCCAUCCACACAGAGGAGGAACGGGACCGAUACAGGGCCGUGUUCAAUGACCAGUAUGCAGAGUACAAGGAACUGAAUGCAGAGGUGCAGGUUGUGCUGAAGAGGUUCGAUGAGCUGGAUGCCUUAAUGCGCAGUCUGUCUUCGCAACCUUACAACCAGAUGGAACAAGCUCGCAUCCAGGAAAUCCUGCAUGAGUAUCAGAGGAAAAAAAUGGACCCUUCCUUCCUUGAGAAGAGGGAGCGCUGUGAAUACUUAAAGAGCAAGCUGUCCCACAUCAAACAGAAAAUACAGGAGUAUGAUAAAAUAAUGGACUGGAAUGACGGCUGCAGCUGAAUACUUUCGGGAAGAACGGAUCGUGGUGAAACUGUGUCUGCGGUUUGACUGUUGCAGUACAGACACCCCUCUACUUACGUAAAUUCAAGAUACGUAAAUCCAGAUUUACGUAAAAAUUGCUGACAUACACGCUAUUUACGGAUAGCACUUUUAUUUUAUGCAAAACGUCUGAAAUACGUUAAGUGCAAGUCGACAUAACCAGA